This is a messenger RNA of Python bivittatus (Burmese python), 3814 nucleotides long. RefSeq lists its product as uncharacterized. Lineage: Eukaryota; Metazoa; Chordata; Lepidosauria; Squamata; Pythonidae. Gene Ontology annotation, biological process: regulation of DNA-templated transcription. Gene Ontology annotation, molecular function: RNA polymerase II cis-regulatory region sequence-specific DNA binding; DNA-binding transcription factor activity, RNA polymerase II-specific. The record is from RefSeq and is a predicted model, not a curated record.
CCCCAGAGAUGGAGAGCUGGGUCUGGAAGCGCGGAGCAGAGACCAGCUCCCAGGCGGUGGCCCUGGCCGAAGGCUUCCUCCCGAGCCGUGCGGAGCAGAAGAUACAGCGAAAGCGGCAGGUUCAAGAGCUCUUCAUGGAGGUGGCCACCCAAGCGCCUAAAGCAUUAGGGGAUGUGUCAUAUGCCCCUCAGAAACUUGUCUUGGAGGGGAUCUCCCAGGAGGACCCAUCUCAAGUCCCACCAUCAGAAAAUGGAACAACAAUGAUGAUACCGGUGGAAACAUCUCUUUGUGGUGGAGCAGAAACAGUGAUUGUACUUCCAGCUCAGGUUCCCGUGUCCUUCGAAGAUGUAACUGUGUUUUUCUCUGAAGAGGAGUGGGCUCUGCUGGAUUUUGACCAAAAAUCCCUGUACAGAGAAGUCAUGCUGGAAAAUGCUAAGAAUGUUGACUCCAUGGUUGACAGGCAGGACACUGAGGCUAAUAAAGAACCAGGUGUGAAAUCUUUGCAAAAAACUGAAACUGGUGAAGGGAUAUUGAACAAUCAGGUGGAGGCAAAUGUGCGUGGAGAAAAUCAGUUGAACAAUAGGAUGCAGAAAUUCUCUAUUUUUCAGUAUGGAGAAAACCGCACUUUCCAUAUGCAACAUCAUAAAGAAAAAAGAAGCUGUUUAAAGGGUGGAAAAAUGUUCAGCAAUAAAUCAGAUGAAUAUAGCAGAACCCACACUAAAGGGAAGCCACUUGGCUGCAGGGAAUAUAGAAAAAAUGAUUUCAAUCUCUGUCUUACUUUACAUCAAAGGAUCGAGAUAGAAAAACCAUAUAAAUCUCCAGAGUGUGGGAAAAGCUUUAAUGAGAGCCGUACUUUUAAUACCCAUAAAAGAAUCCAUAGAGUGGAGAAGUCAUAUAAAUGCACGGAUUGCAGAAAGAGUUCCUAUACAAGCAAUGAUCUUGCUUUACAUAAAGAGACCCACAUAGGAAAGAAACCAUAUAAAUGCAUGGAGUGUGGAAAGAGCUUCCACAAGAGUAUUGAUCUUACUAUUCAUGAAGGGAUACACGCAGGGGAGAAGCGAUAUAAAUGCACUGCAUGUGGAAAGAGUUUCACCACAAGUGGUUCUCUUACUUCCCAUAAAAGAAUCCACACAGGGGAGAAACCAUAUAGGUGCAUGGAAUGUGGAAAGAGUUUCAGUACAAGCAGUGAUCUCGUUUCCCAUAAAAGGAUCCACACAGGAGAGAAACCAUAUAAAUGUAUGGAGUGUGGAAAGAACUUUAGAAUGAAACGUGGUCUUACUUCCCAUAAAAGGAUCCAUACAGGAGAGAAACCAUAUAAAUGCAUGGAGUGUGGGAAGAGCUUCACCACAAGUGGUUCCCUUACUUCCCAUAAAAGGAUCCACUCAGGGGAGAAACCAUAUAAGUGCACGGAGUGUGGAAAGAGAUUCAGUACAAGCAGUGAUCUCAUUUCCCAUAAAAGGAUCCACACAGGAGAUAAGCCAUAUAAAUGCAUGGAGUGUGGAAAGAGCUUUAGAAUGAGACGUGGUCUUACUUCCCAUAACAGGAUCCACACAGGAGAUAAACCAUAUAAAUGCAUGGAAUGUGGAAAGAUCUUUAGAAUAAGGAGUGACCUUACUUGCCACAAAAGGAUCCACACAGGGGAGAAACCAUAUCAAUGCAUGGAGUGUGGAAAAACUUUCAGUUGGAGCAGUAACCUUACUUCCCACAAAAGGAUCCACACUGGGGAGAAACCAUAUAAAUGUAUGGAGUGUGGAAAGAACUUUAGAAUGAGACGUGGUCUUACUUGCCAUGAAAGGAUCCAUUCAGGGGAGAAGCCAUAUCAUUGCACGGACUGUGGAAUGAACUUCAGUCAGAGUGGUCAACUUAUUUCUCAUAAAAGAAUCCACACGGGGGAGAAACCUUAUCAGUGCAUGGACUGUGGAAAGAGUUUUAGAGACUUGAGUUCAUUUACUUCUCAUAAAAGGUUCCACUCAGGGGAGAAGCCUUAUAAAUGCAUGGAGUGUGGAAAGAACUUUACUAAUAGCAGUCAACUUACCUCCCAUAAAAGGAUCCACACAGGGGAGAAACCGUAUCAGUGCAUGGAAUGUGGAAAAAGCUUCACCACAAGUAGUUCCCUUACUUGCCAUAAAAGGAUCCACACGGGGGAGAAACCAUAUCAAUGCAUGGAAUGUGGAAAGAGAUUCAGUACAAGCAGUGAACUCAUUUCUCAUAAAAGGAUCCACACAGGAGAGAAACCAUAUAAAUGCAUGGAGUGUGAAAAGAGCUUUACUAAAAACAACAAACUACCCCCCAAUAAAAGGACCCACACGGGGGAAAAGCCAUAUCAAUGCACAGACUGUGAAAAGAGCUUUCAUACAAGCAGUUCACUGAUUUCACAUAAAAGGAUCCACUCAGGGGAGAAACCGUAUCAAUGCAUGGAGUGUGGAAAGAGCUUUACUCAAAACAAUCAACUUACCUCCCAUAAAAGGAUCCACACGGGGGAGAAACCAUAUCAAUGCAUGGAAUGUGGAAAGAGAUUCAGUACAAGCAGUGAACUCAUUUCUCAUAAAAGGAUCCACACAGGAGAGAAACCAUAUAAAUGCAUGGAGUGUGGAAAGAGCUUUACUCAAAACAAUCAACUUACCUCCCAUAAAAGGAUCCACACAGGGGAGAAGCCAUAUCAAUGCACAGACUGUGAAAAGAGCUUUCAUACAAGCAGUUCACUGAUUUCACAUAAAAGGAUCCACUCAGGGGAGAAACCGUAUCAAUGCAUGGAGUGUGGAAAAAGCUUCAGUAUGAGCAGUAACCUUACUUCCCAUAAAAGGAUUCACAGUGGGGAGAAACCAUUUAAAUGUGUGGAUUGUGGAAAAAACUUCAGAGACUUGAGUUCCUUUACUUCCCAUAAAAGAAUCCACUCAGGGGAGAAACCAUAUCCAUGCAUGGAGUGUGGAAGAAGCUUCAGUACAAGUGGUUCCUUGACUUCACAUAGGAGGAUCCACACGGGAGAGAAACCAUAUCAGUGCGAGGAGUGUGGAAAGAGUUUCAGUCAGCGCACUUCCCUCUCUUUUCAUAAAAGGAUCCACCCAAAGGAAAACCCACUCACCAGUACAUAAUAUAGAAGGAGCUUCAUUCAGAGUAGUGAACCUCUCAAAAGGAGCCACAUGGGGGAGAGGCCAUAUACAUGCAUGCAGUGUGGAAAGAACUUGUGACUGCAUUUCUGAUCACAAUGUCAAAAUGGAAAGGGAGUGAGUUAUGAUUAGAGAAGAUAGGUUAGAGUGAGGGAAGGGGAAGAAAAGGGAUAAAAUGGAUUGGCCAGAUGAAGGAGAUGACAGGAAAGUUUUGGAAGAGCUUCAGAUUACUACAAUAUGGAAGCCAUGAUUUUCUCUGUGUAGCAGAUACAGUAUAGCUGGACUUGAUGGCAUCUAACUAAACAUAUGCUUCAAAUAUAAUUCCACCAGCAGUGAGAUAUUAGGGAUACUGAGAUUUUUAUUAAACCAUUACCCGAAUGGAAGGUGAGUUUUUUUUCCUUCAUAAUCAUUAGCUGUGAGUUGGGUUGGGGAUGCUGAUUUACAGUUUGGGAACAGACAUCUGUGUUGAAUAUGACUGGGCAAGAGGUAUAAUUGGCUAUAGACAUAGAUGUGAAUCAUUUGAGCAUUGGCCAGCCCUUAAUCCUAAUCCUAAUUUGUGGGAUUGUGGUUUAUCCCUGCUUGUCUGCAGAAACAGUUUCGCUAAGGCCUAAGGUGGAUUUCUGUCUCUUUUCUUACUUCCUUGAUCCACUUACUUCUUGUGGUAAUACGCCUCCAGUUCCAUUCUUCUUUGCAUUUACGCCCCCCCC